Molecule: messenger RNA, 663 nt
Organism: Miscanthus lutarioriparius
Lineage: Eukaryota; Viridiplantae; Streptophyta; Magnoliopsida; Poales; Poaceae
Source: the annotation of a GenBank genome assembly
AUGGCAGCAGCAGCAGCGAUGGCAUUCUCCCUCCUCUUGGUCCUCCUCCUCGCGGCGCUGUCAUCGCCGCCGUCGGUCGUCCUGGCGGCGGACGACGACGGCACCACGCACCUGCACUUCUUCAUGCACGACAUCGCGUCCGGGAGCAACCCGACGGCGGUGCAGGUGGUGAAGGGCCCCGCCGCUGCGGGGUCGAUCGUCCCGGGGCUGGCGUUCGGCGACACCUUGGUGAUCGACGACGCGCUGACGGAGACGUCGUCGCCCACGUCCGCCGCCGUGGGCCGCGCGCAGGGCUUCUACAUGGUGUCGUCGCAGUCGGGCCUCGUGCUGAUGGUCACGCUCGCGGUGGUGGGCCGGGACGACGUGGCCGCGGACGUGCGGGAGCUCGCCGUCGUCGGCGGCACGGGCAACUUCCGGAUGGCCACCGGGUACGUGCUGUGGAAGACGUCCAGCAUGAGCGGGCCCGACGCCACCAUCGAGCUCGACGUGCACGUGAAGACGGCGACAGCCACGGGUAGCGGCACCACCGGCGCCAUCGACGGCGGCGGCGGCAGCACCACUGGUGCCUCCUCGGGCGCCGCCGCCAAGUGGGUUGGAGCAGGGUGGGUCAGUGCGUGCGUCGUCGCCGUUGUUGUUGCGGUGGUUGGAUCCGGCGUCUGGUGA